AUGGCCAUCUUCCACUUCUCCAAGAUUUUAAAAAAUGAUAUAAUUUUUUUUUCAGGAACCCAUUCCCUUCAGUAUCUCUACACGGCCUCAUCAGGAAUCCCAGACCUGCCAGAGUACAUCAGUGUGGGGGAAGUGGAUGGACUGGUGAUCAGCUACUAUGACAGCUCAAUUGGAAAAGAGGUUCCUAAGCAGGACUGGAUGGCAGAGAACCUGGAUGAACAGUAUUGGACUAAUGAGACAAAAUUAGGGCUCUUCAAUCAGGAGAUCUUCAAAGAGAACAUAAACAUCUUAAAACAGCGCUUUGAUCAAACUGAAGGAGCAGCUGUGUUUCAGAAGACGUAUGGCUGCCAGUGGGAUGAUGAGACCAAUGUCACUGACGCCUUUGAAGCAUUUGGAUACAAUGGAGAAGACUUCAUGUCACUGGACCCAAAGACUAUGACAUGGACAUCACCAAUCCCACAGGCAGCCAAUACUGUAUACAAGUGGAAUCGUAUGGAGAGUUACAUGCCACACAGGAAGGCCUACUUUCAAAAGGACUGUGUUGAUUGGUUGAAGAAGUAUGUCAACUUUACAGGCAACCAUAUGGGUAAAGAAACAGAACAGCAGGAUAUUCGUCCACAGGUGUCUCUGAUCUCUCAUCAGAGAGCUCCAAAGCAUUUUGAUGUAGUGUGCCUUGCCACAGGCUUCUACCCAAAGGAAGUCAACAUCACCUGGAAGAAAGAUGGAGAGGAGAUGAUGCAGGGUGAUGUGAAUAUAAGUGCAACACUACCCAAUGGGGAUGGAACCUUCCAGAAGCGAUGUGUGCUCACCAUCUCACCUGAGGAGAGGAAGACACAUCAGUACAGCUGUGAGGUGCAACACAACAAUGGAGAACCGAUUGUUGUGUUUUACAAGGAUGGUGAGAGGGGUGAUUUUUCGGGGGAAUAA
Molecule: messenger RNA, 927 nt
Organism: Engraulis encrasicolus (European anchovy)
Lineage: Eukaryota; Metazoa; Chordata; Actinopteri; Clupeiformes; Engraulidae
Product: class I histocompatibility antigen, F10 alpha chain-like
Exons: 4
Coding region: 1-927 (308 amino acids)
Biological process (GO): immune response
Cellular component (GO): external side of plasma membrane
Source: RefSeq, a predicted model, not a curated record